Messenger RNA from Syngnathus acus (greater pipefish), 3443 nucleotides. RefSeq names its product glutamate receptor 3. Gene Ontology annotation, cellular component: postsynaptic membrane; plasma membrane; AMPA glutamate receptor complex. Gene Ontology annotation, biological process: modulation of chemical synaptic transmission; monoatomic ion transport; synaptic transmission, glutamatergic. Gene Ontology annotation, molecular function: AMPA glutamate receptor activity; transmitter-gated monoatomic ion channel activity involved in regulation of postsynaptic membrane potential. The transcript is spliced from 14 exons. Bases 159 to 2810 code for a protein of 883 amino acids. NCBI's taxonomy places the organism in Eukaryota, Metazoa, Chordata, Actinopteri, Syngnathiformes, Syngnathidae. The record is from RefSeq and is a predicted model, not a curated record.
CGCGCUUUCUCUCCAGUGCACCUCAAUGAACCUUAUUGGUGCACUGUGAGCGACCAUCAUCUGUCCCCUGGAUUCCCAUUGCCAGCUUCCCGAACGAACAUAUGUAUUUGCCUAGCUUCUUCCCAAGGAGUUGAACAGAGAGGUUCUUGGUGGCAAAAAUGGCACAAAUCUUGGUGCUGUUGUUACUGUGGCUGCUCGACACAUCAUCCGCGGGAUUUCCUAAUCAGAUUAAUAUCGGGGGUCUCUUCAUGCGCUCCACGGUGCAGGAGCACAGCGCCUUCAGGUUUGCGGUGCAACUCUACAACACUAACCAAAACACCACCGAGAAGCCUUUCCACCUCAACUACAACGUGGACAACCUGGAGUCCUCCAACAGCUUCUCGGUCACCCACGCGUUUUGCUCCCAGUUCUCCCGCGGUGUGUAUGCCAUCUUCGGAUUCUACGACAAAAAGUCCAUGAACACCUUGACGUCCUUCUGCGGAGCGCUGCAUACCUCCUUCGUCACGCCCAGUUACCCCACCGACAACGAGGUGCAAUUUGUCAUCCAGAUGCGUCCUGCGCUACGAGGAGCAGUCCUAAGUCUGAUCUCGCACUACAAGUGGCAGAAGUUUGUCUACCUCUACGACACAGACCGAGGCUUUUCAAUAUUGCAGGCCAUCAUGGAGGCAGCGGUGGCCAACAACUGGCAGGUGACCGCUCGCUCCGUCAGCAGCGCCACGGAUGCGGCAGAGUUCAAACGCAUCAUCGAGGAGAUGGACAGGAGGCAGGAAAAGCGCUUUGUGAUCGACUGUGAGGUGGACAGGAUCAACAGCAUAUUAGAGCAGGUUGUGGCCCUGGGGAAGAACAGUCGCGGCUACCACUACAUUCUGUCCAAUCUUGGAUUUUCAAACGUGAGUUUGGACAAAGUCUUUGCUGGAGGAGCCAACAUUUCAGGGUUUCAGAUAGUCAACCCUGAGAACCCUAUUGUGCAGCAGUUUAUGCAGCGCUGGGAGCGGCUCGAUGAAAGAGAAUUCCCAGAAGCCAGGAAUGCUCCUCUGAAGUACACUUCAGCGCUGACACAUGAUGCCAUCCUGGUAAUAGCAGAGGCCUUCCGCUACCUGCGGCGUCAACGUGUGGACGUCUCUCGCCGCGGCAGCGCCGGAGACUGCCUUGCCAAUCCUGCUGUACCUUGGAGCCAAGGCAUCGACAUCGAGAGAGCUCUGAAAACGGUCCAAGUGAAGGGGAUGACAGGCAACAUCCAGUUUGACAACUAUGGCCGUCGAACCAACUACACCAUAGAUGUGUAUGAGAUGAAAUUAGGUGGGCCAAGAAAGAUCGGGUACUGGAACGAGUUCACACGCUUUGUAAAUAUAAUGGAUCCGCAGGUCACCAACGACUCCUCAGUGGAAAACCGAACGAUUGUGGUCACUACUAUUAUGGAAGCUCCUUAUGUGAUGUACAAGAAAAAUUAUAUGCAUCUGGAGGGGAAUGACAGAUAUGAAGGCUACUGCGUCGAUUUAGCAUCUGAGAUUGCCAAACAUGUUGGAAUUAAGUACAAACUGUCUAUAGUAAUGGAUGGGAAGUAUGGAGCCCGAGACCCCGAGACCAAGGCGUGGAACGGGAUGGUGGGUGAACUGGUCUAUGGGAGAGCAGAUAUAGCUGUCGCACCUCUCACCAUUACUCUGGUUCGAGAGGAAGUGAUAGACUUUUCCAAGCCAUUUAUGAGUUUGGGCAUCUCCAUUAUGAUAAAGAAGCCUCAAAAGUCCAAGCCCGGCGUUUUCUCCUUCCUGGACCCACUGGCCUAUGAGAUCUGGAUGUGUAUAGUGUUUGCCUAUAUUGGGGUGAGCGUGGUUCUGUUCCUGGUCAGUCGGUUCAGUCCUUACGAAUGGAACCUCGAGGAACAGGAUGAGACCAAAGACCCUCAGAUGCCCCCUGACCCUCCCAAUGACUUUGGGAUCUUCAAUUCUCUCUGGUUCUCUUUGGGCGCCUUCAUGCAGCAGGGCUGUGACAUCUCCCCAAGGUCUCUCUCAGGCCGUAUAGUCGGUGGUGUUUGGUGGUUCUUCACCCUCAUCAUCAUCUCAUCCUACACAGCCAAUCUGGCUGCCUUCUUGACAGUGGAGAGGAUGGUCUCUCCUAUAGAGAGCGCCGAAGAUCUGGCAAAGCAGACGGAGAUAGCAUAUGGCACUCUGGACUCAGGUUCCACUAAAGAGUUUUUUAGGCGAUCCAAAAUAGCCGUAUACGAGAAGAUGUGGUCGUACAUGAAAUCAGCCGAGCCCUCUGUGUUUGUUAAGACCACACCCGAUGGCGUGGCCCGGGUACGAAAGUCAAAGGGCAAGUUCGCCUUUCUCCUGGAGUCCACCAUGAACGAGUACAUAGAGCAGCGGAAGCCCUGCGACACCAUGAAAGUGGGUGGGAACCUCGACUCCAAAGGCUACGGAGUGGCGACGCCCAAAGGCUCAGCAUUAAGAACUCCUGUAAACCUUGCAGUAUUGAAACUCAGUGAACAAGGCAUCUUAGACAAGCUGAAAAACAAAUGGUGGUACGAUAAGGGUGAAUGUGGAACCAAGGACUCUGGAAGUAAGGUCAGUCGCUGCAGGUCUUUUGUACUGAUUCCAAAUUGCAUUUUGACCUACUGUUCAUAUGCAAGACAAACCUCUAUCAACAUUGAUAGUUCACACUGUGUUAAUCUGCUGCACAUAAUUUACUUUUUUGGACCUGCCACUAAUUGUAAUAUGGAUUGUGGCUUUACAAGGCACCCCUUCCCCCAAAUGUUUGGCAUAGAAUUUUUUUUUUUUUUUUUACACCACAUGAAAUGUGAACCUGUUACGUAAUGAUAAUCCAAUGGGGAAAUGACCAUAGAGUGCCUUGCAAUUUUAAGUGAAUCACAGCAGUUGUUGACAAAUGCUAAUUAUGCUCAUUCUCACUUCAUGACACUGACCAUUGUGCUGCUGUUUCUAUUUACCAAACUGUUAAUGAAAAUUUGAUUUAUUUGUGUUAUUACUACUUUGCAAAAGAGCUGUGUCUAUUAGAUUUGUUGGCCUCCUGUGGCAUGAGGAAUGGGCAAAGCCUCUCGAAAUGUGACAACUUUGACAAAUGCUUACGCUUGCGAUUGAACUGAGGCUCAGGUGGCAUGCCGCAAGAAGUCAGGGAAUGUAAUACACUCAAUAUUUAACCCUCUGAGAUUCACUUAAUAAAUUGCUGCAAAGCUGCCUGAUCUGUCCAUGCUCGGGGGGUUAAACUGCAAAUAGUAAAACUCUUAUGAACAAAUUUUUAAUGAAUAAGUUCGGUAGGUAAGCAGCAGCAAAAUGGUUUGAUUUGAUCAUCUUCUCUGACUGUACUGUAUGACAAUGUUGCCAUAAGAGUUAUACGUACAUGUCGCUAAGGAGACAGGGAUGGUUAGAGCCGUCGACCUAAGCGAUGCUGACCAGCUUCCGUACAUGGUCAAGAGCAGUUCUAGACUUAAA